UCUGCUGCAGCUGUGGGUUAUGCUGCAGGAUCGAUGGCCGUGUUUUGCAGGCAGGAGACCGCGUUUAUUAAAGUAAAGCCAGCGCUGCUGCAGCGGACCGAGUGCAGACUCGUGUUUAUCUGUGAAGACCGUCAGCAGGAUUCAGUCUGAGUGUAAAACAUCCUCACUGACCAGCCCGUCGUCGUGAUAAAGCUGAAGCUUCAGUCUGGAAAGAGACAGCAGGUGUUGGGAUGGACAGACCCGGGUCCAGGUCCAGCAGGGACAGGAAAGUGCCCCAGCCUCCGGUCACCAGGAUGACCCGCAGCUCCAGGUCCCAGGCCAGACCCCCCAGCGCUGCCGAGCCCCAGGACUCCCAGCACGACCUGUAUGGGAAACAGCGAAGGAAACAGACUGAUCCAGUCCUGGUCCAGGACCUCAGCCAGAUGAGCGUGAGCGGACAGGACUUGUUAACCGCAGGUGAAGGAAAGCCGACCCGAGCCAGUGGAGAUCCAGUGCAGGAAUGUCGGGCCAUGGGGUCCAGAUCUGAUCAGUGUUCUCCAUCUCCGCCGGGCCCCAAGUCGUCCUCCAAGUCGUCCUCCCGGGGCGGUCUCGCCUCCGUGGCUCGGCUGGUGAAGCUCGGCCGCUGUAAGAACGUGGUGGUCGUGGCCGGAGCAGGAAUCAGCACGCCCAGCGGCAUCCCAGAUUUCAGGACUCCAGGAACGGGUCUCUACGCCAACCUGGAGAAGUACAACCUCCCUUACCCAGAGGCCAUUUUUAACAUUGAAUACUUCUCCGACAACCCGCAGCCUUUUUUCUCCUUGGCCAAGGCUCUGUACCCCGGCACCCAUCGACCCAACUACAUCCACUACUUCAUCCGCAUGCUUCAUCACAAAGGCCUGCUGCUCCGAGUGUACACCCAGAACAUUGACGGACUGGAGAAACUGUGCGGCAUCCCAGAUGACAAACUGGUGGAAGCUCAUGGUAAUUUUGCCACAGCUUCCUGUCACCUGUGUUACACUCCAUACCCUGCUGAGGAGGCUAAAUGUGCUAUAAUGAAUGACAACGUCCCCACGUGCUCAUUCUGUUCUGCAACGGUCAAACCAGACGUCGUGUUCUUCGGCGAGGAUCUCCCUCAGAAGUAUUUCCUGCACACUAAGGACUUCCCCAAAGCAGACCUGCUCAUCAUCAUGGGCACAUCUUUGCAAAUUGAGCCAUUUGCCAGCCUGGUGAAUACAGUGCGCUCCACCGUGCCGCGUCUUCUGCUGAACAGACAUGCCGUGGGCCCGUUUGAGAGGGUCCCGCUGCGAAGAGGAGAUCACGUGGAGCUCGGGGAUCUGGCAGACACGGUCCAGAGGUUGGCUGAGAUGCUCGGCUGGAGCAGCGAGAUAGACGAGCUGAUGAGAAGUCAAGAAACGUUGGGCAUCCCUGCUCUGGUGAGCAAUCCUCUGUUAGAGAGCAGUCAGGUAUCAUGUCAGAGCAAAGCAGCAUCAGAGCCUCAAGGCAGAGAAGAAACAUCCAGAUGUGGAGCGGGACGCCCGAGGCCACUCAGCAGCGGCGAGGAGACUGACUCGGAGACGGACGCGAAAAGCUGUGCGUCAUCCUGCCCGAGCUACUAACGCUGCAGACGUUUGGGACGGUCUCUCCCCUCCAGACUUCACACUUUUAUACCAACUAUGCACUCACGCGAUCUUGUAAUUAUUUUGACUCUUUAAGAGUCUGUGUGAAGUGUUUGAGUUCAGAUGUACAUGUCAAAUGGUUAACAUCGUAGAGGUUCCAUUAACGACACUAGUAAAUGUUUGUGAUUUUAUGUCAAAGACAAAGCUCAAUGUUUUAUAUCAAUAAUGCACUGUAUCUUAAGCAAUAUUUAAUAAAGAUCCUGUUUAAUUUAUA
Cololabis saira (Pacific saury) is the source of this 1869-nucleotide messenger RNA. RefSeq lists its product as uncharacterized. Lineage: Eukaryota; Metazoa; Chordata; Actinopteri; Beloniformes; Belonidae. The record is from RefSeq and is a predicted model, not a curated record. The transcript is spliced from 8 exons. The coding region runs from base 231 to 1595 and encodes 454 amino acids. Gene Ontology annotation, molecular function: NAD+ binding.